Rotaria sp. Silwood2 is the source of this 633-nucleotide messenger RNA. The record is from the annotation of a GenBank genome assembly. Lineage: Eukaryota; Metazoa; Rotifera; Eurotatoria; Philodinida; Philodinidae.
AUGGCAGCUGCAGUUGACUUAGAAUUUCUUUUAAAUACUAUUGACGAAGCAUGUCAAGAGUGGCAACAAAAAUUUCAAACGACAACUCAAGAAUUAUUGCAAAGUAUUCAGCAAGUCUUGGGUGUUUGUGUAGAAUAUCUCAUUGAACUUUCAAAAUCUACUGCUGAUGACGAACAAUCCAAACAAGAUCGACUGGGUGCCAAACGCAUCGUAUUCAAACUGAAACAAUUAAAAAGCUCUUUGGGAAAUUUAUGGCCAGCUAGUAUCACUAGUUUUACUAGAGACAGAUUUGAUGUUGAUACAUAUAAUGUUGAAACAAUCGAAUUUUUUGAACCUGUUCAGUUUUAUCCAGGCUUUCCUUACAUGAUGAAAUUAUAUGAAUGGUCAGUUUAUAACACUAAUGGAACAUUGGUAUAUCGUUAUUUUUUAGAAAAAAGUGAACUCAUGGGUUCAGGACCAUACUAUGUUUUAGGAAAAGCAUUCUCACAUGGACGUUCCCAAAUUCAUUCAUAUGGGCCAACUAUACCAGAUUACAAUCAGAUGAAGAUCCAUGUGAUCAGUAAUUUAAGUGGUCAUGGCUCUCAACCGUUAACUACAAUGACCGUGCCAAGGUUCGGACCUUGGUUGCAAUAA